AUGGAUUAGAAUAAUAGUUUAUAACCUGGUUUGAUUAUUGAUCAAAGAUUCAAAUUGUUGAAGAAAAUCGGUUGUGGAAGUUUCGGAAUAGUUUAUUUAACAUUUGAUUUGGAUGAGAAAGAAUAUUGUGCCACUAAAUUUGAAAAUCGCAAUUUGCAAUUGAGAAUGAUGAAUAGGGAAAUUUUAAUAUUGAAACAAAUGAAAGGAAUAAAUGGUUUUCCAGAAUUAAUUCAUAAUGGAAAAGAUCGAUAAUACUCAUAUUAUAUGAGUACAUUAUUGGGAGAGAAUCUUGAGGUAUUGUUAAAGAAAUGCGGAGGUAAGUUUUCCCUGUAAACCACAUUGUAAUUGGCAAUCCAACUCAUAGAUCGCUUGGAAGUAUUUCAUAGCAUGAAUUUCAUACAUCGAGACAUCAAGCCUGAAAACUUUCUGAUUUCUAGAGAAGAUACCUCCUUAGUGUAUUUAAUUGACUUUGGUUUAUCGAAAUAUUAUAGAGCGGCAGAUGGAAGACACAUCGAAUUUUCUUAGAAAACAGGAGUUAUAGGAACAGCCCGUUAUGCGAGCAUUAAUACGUUGCAAUGGAUGGAACAAUCAAGGAGAGAUGAUUUGGAAAGUUUAGGUUACAUGUUAAUUUACUUUGUUAAAGGAGAGUUACCAUGGUCUAAUGUCAAGGCUAUCGACAAAGAAGAUAAGUACGAUCAAAUACUUUAAGUUAAAAUGGGAAUUCCACUCAUUUCACUUUGUUUCAAUUUACCAAAAUGUUUUAUUCAUUACUUCUAGCAUGUGAAAUCAUUAUUGUUUCAGCAAUAGCCCAAUUAUUCUCAUUUGAGAAAUCUAUUUGAAAAAUAACUCUAAGAUUAUGAACAUCAAUUUUAUGAUUGGGAAAUAAAAUAGAUGGAAAUGCAAACACAAGAUCUCCUAAUUGAUCCUGAUUCCAUUCCAAACAUUAGAUUAUAAACUGAAAUCGACUUAGUUCCUCCGGUCGAUGAGGAAGGAGAAGUUUUCCAUUUAAAAUAAGAGAAUCAACACAAUGUUAAGUUCAUGAAAUAAUUACAUGAAAAAUACUUUGAUCAUAAUACAUGCAAAUAAUAGGAUGAACUCUAAUUGUAUAAAAACACAUCUAUUGAACCUAAGAGUUAAGCUACAAGCAAAUAAAAUAAUUAUUAAAUUAGCAAUCACACUUUAAUUCAAGUUGAAUCCUAACCUCAAAUUCAUAACAAUCCUAACUAGUUCACUAAAAGAAAAGAUUCGAAAUCUUACACCUCCUUUAAACAAAGUUAAGAACACAAAGAAAAUAGAAAAUUUCGACAAUCUAAUGAUGAUUACGAUUUGGAUAUGGCUAAUGAUGAUGGGCCUAACCUAGACUUAAAAAAUCUCGAAGUCAAUUACUUUUUAAAAUGA
Paramecium tetraurelia is the source of this 1398-nucleotide messenger RNA. RefSeq lists its product as uncharacterized. NCBI's taxonomy places the organism in Eukaryota, Ciliophora, Oligohymenophorea, Peniculida, Parameciidae. Gene Ontology annotation, biological process: endocytosis; signal transduction; peptidyl-serine phosphorylation. Gene Ontology annotation, cellular component: nucleus; cytoplasm. The record is from RefSeq and is a predicted model, not a curated record. Gene Ontology annotation, molecular function: ATP binding; protein serine/threonine kinase activity. The transcript is spliced from 5 exons.